This is a messenger RNA of Dicrocoelium dendriticum, 572 nucleotides long. NCBI's taxonomy places the organism in Eukaryota, Metazoa, Platyhelminthes, Trematoda, Plagiorchiida, Dicrocoeliidae. The record is from the annotation of a GenBank genome assembly.
GUUUCCAGAUAAAUUUCACUCUUAAUCUAGAGUGAUAAUGAGGUUGGUGAUUUUAUAGAUUGAUGGAUCAAAUCGGGCACAAUGGCAGCCAGUCACGACGUAUCCGACGAGUGCCUUUGUUAUCACGUGAAACCGGAUGCCAUCCAUUGUGUAAAAAUGUCCUCUUUGGUAUGACUAUGAUGAUGUUGGGAGAAGUGCUUGCUGAAAAUCUCAAGCAUUGCUUUUCAUUCAUGACAAGGAAAAGGCAUAGUGAACCAUGCGGUUCUGCGCAGCAUAUGCACACACCAAAUGGACGCAGCAGAACGCAAGCUAGAAUGGACGCUCUUUAUGAAUGUUGGCAAAAAAGGACGUUCUCUCAGACUAAAGUUGACUUCAUGGAAGUGGGAAGACUGGGCUUAGUAGGAGCAUUCCAAGGAUUCUACCAACAUUUCUACUACACGUGGUUGGAUAAAAAGCUGCUCGGAAAUUCCAUAACCGUGGUCGCGAAAAAAGUUAUUCUCGAUGAAUUGGGGAUAGCUCCAACCAGCAUCUUUCUAUUUUUUCUCACAAACUUCCCAAAACGAUGUGAAUAA